GCGGCGCGCAGGGCCAUGUCGGCGCCGUGCCUGCGCCUGCCCGCCGCCGGGUCAGCACCGGCGGAGGCGGACAGCGCCGGCGGCAUGGAGCCGCCCGGGGCCGCCGCCCUGGAGCUGGCCCUGGAGGAGGAGCUGGCGCUGCUGGCCGCCGCCGGGGAGCCGCCGGAGCCGCCGCCCGCCGCCGCCGCCCGCGACCCCGAGCUGCUCUCGCUGAUCCGGCAGAAGGAGAAGGACCUGGUGCUGGCGGCGCGGCUGGGCAAGGCGCUGCUGGAGCGCAACCAGGACAUGAGCCGGCAGUACGAGAGGAUGCACAAGGAGCUCACCGACAAACUGGAGCACCUGGAGCAAGAGAAGCACGAGCUGCGGCGGCGAUUUGAGAACAAGGAGGGAGAGUGGGAAGGAAGGGUGUCCGAGCUGGAGAGCGACGUGAAGCAGCUGCAGGACGAGCUGGAGAAGCAGCAGGUGCACCUGCGCGAGGCCGACCGCGAGAAGACGCGCGCUGUCCAGGAACUCUCCGAGCAGAACCAAAGACUCCUGGACCAGCUCAGCAGGGCGUCGGAGGUGGAGCGGCAGCUCUCCCUGCAGGUCCACACGCUCCGGGAGGAUUUCCGGGAGAAGCAUUCCUCCAGCAGCCAGCACAUCGUGAGGCUGGAGAGCCUCCAGGCCGAGAUCAAGAUGCUGACGGACAGGAAGCGGGAGCUGGAGCAUCGCCUCAGUGCCAUGAUGGAGGAGAACGACCUGCUCCAGGGAACUGUGGAGGAGCUGCAGGACCGAGUCCUCAUCCUGGAGAGACAAAGCCAUGACAAGGACCUGCAGCUGCACCAAAGCCAGCUGGAGCUCCAGGAGGUGAGGCUGUCCUACCGACAGCUGCAGGGCAAGGUGGAGGAGCUCAGCGAGGAGAAAAGUCUCCAAAACCUCAACACAACCAGCACAUCCCUGCUCUCUGAGAUAGAGCAGAGCAUGGAGGCAGAGGAGCUGGAGCAAGAACGAGAACAGCUGAGGCUGCAGCUGUGGGAGGCGUACUGCCAGGUGAGGUACCUCUGCUCCCACCUGCGGGGCAACGACAGCGCCGACUCGGCUGUGUCCACCGACUCCUCCAUGGACGAGUCCUCAGAAACCUCCUCAGCCAAAGACGUGCCCGCCGGGAGCCUGCGCGCCGCGCUCAGCGAGCUCAAGAGACUCAUCCAGAACGUGCUGGACGGGGCAGACUCCACGAGCUCUCGGCGAAGCGACGACGACACCUUAGAGGAGCAGAUCAGGAGAACCAGUGAGGAUUCACGAGCCCUGAGGGAGUUAAUGGAGGGAGAACGGGGGAAACUGAGGCAGAGUUUGGAGGAGCUGCAGCGACUGCACAGCCAGGUGACGCUGCUGAGUGUGGAGAUGACGACGCUGAAGGAGGAGCGGGACCGGCUGCGCGGCGGGGCCGAGGACAAGGAGGCGAGCGAGCGGCUCCUGCAGGCCAUCCGGGACCGCGACGAGGCCAUCGCCAAGAAGAACGCGGUGGAGGUGGAGCUGACCAAGUGCAAGAUUGACAUGAUGUCCCUCAACAGCCAACUCCUGGAUGCCAUCCAGCAGAAGGUGAACCUCUCGCAGCAGCUGGAGGCCUGGCAGGAUGACAUGCACAGGGUCAUUGACCAGCAGCUGAUGGACAAACACCCGAAGGAAUGGAGCCAGCUUGCUUAUUCCUUCUCCAGUGGCGCCAGGCGGGGCGCCAGGCCCUCCCCCAGGCCGGAGCAGCAGGGGGACGAGCCCGGCGGGGCCGAAGGAAACCGGCUCUUCUCCUUCUUCAAGAAAAAUUAAUUUGAAAAAGAGAAAACUCUCCAACAAUUCCUGCUUCAAGAUGGGGAGUGGGGCAGCUGCCCAGAUUGCUGAUGGACCCAAGUCUGAUCCACUGAGUAAAAAAGAAGGGGGCAAAGGAGUUAACCCUUGAGACUCUGCACUAUUUACACCACACCUGGUCUGAACCAAAUGUUUACAUGAAUUGGAGAUUUGCAAAUUGACAAUGUGAUUCUAGUAGAAAGAAAUUUUUCUUGUUCUAUACAUGAAGUGAUAAACUUCAGGGUAUAUUUUAGGCGCUUUGACACAGUCCAGUUUCUGCUGUGAAGAAUUCUCUGAUUGUCUUAAAAGCAUUCUUAUGCUGGAGAAGGAAAUAAGCAGCCCCAAGACAGAGCAGUGCAGGGGAUUGAGAACUUCUGUCACAGCGAGCAGAAGGGGAAGAAGAGAGCUGAAUGCAAGAGGACAGAAGGGAGCCGUUUGUGCCACCCUGGCAGCUGUGACAUCCUUCAUCCAUCCCACUGAGACUGGAGUCACUCUGGCCCCAGCAAUACCAUGUUUUGACAGAUGUAGCUUUCUCCGUGGUGGAAGCUGAGCCCUCAGUGCAGCUCCUGCCUGGGCACCAUCUCCCCUGGAGCUCUGCGUGGCCGUUCCCCCUCGCUGGGAUCCAGGCUCCUCACAGCUCAGGGCAGGGGACAGAUGGGUGCUGUCACUGUCCUCUCCAGCUCCCUCCUGUUACAGAGGUAAGAGUUGCAGGCUGUAGCUACACAGAUUUCUCCCCAGGAGACUGACCAUCUACAACAGAUUACAGACUGGAUAAAAGUUGUGCAUGUUCAGUCCUGAGGCACCUGCUAUUCCUCCAAUGGCCAAAAGUAGUUUGGGGGCUUCAGCAAGUCACACACCUUUCCCCAAAGCCAUACACAUCUCCCAAGCAGAGUAAGAAAACUGGCAUUUUAACUGGCUAGGCCCCCAAAAGCCUAACUGAUAAUUCACUGAAAGCCUACUCCCAAUGAUGUCAGUCAGUCUCUGACACUGGGUUGGCAGACUCCAUCCUCAGAAAGCACACUGGCAUCUGCCUUCACUGAAGCCAAAGGCUGUCAGGGUGUCUACAAAGCUCUGGAGAGCCUGCAGGUUACUCUGCCCUAUGCAGUAAUGGUGGCUAUGGCCUGACAGAAAGGAGUUUUGUCCCUGCCUGAGGGUCAGUUUCUACUCAGCCCUUCAGUGAGCAGGUAGCCAAAGGUCCUUUGGAUCAAUGACCAGAGCCUGCUUUGCAUGACUUGAUCAGCAAGAGGGAACGUGGCUUUUUUGGUGUAUUCCAGCAGACUGCAGUGCUGGAAAUCCUGCAAUACUCAAGUAGGGACCUGCCCUCUGCACUGGAUGGGCACUUUACAGCUCUUCUAUCAGUCUGCCAUCAUAAGCCAGUGAGGAGCACCAGGCUCAGUUCAGAGAUGUCCUGCUGCUCUCAUGCAAUUUUCACACAUUCUCCCAGCUCAUAAUACCCAUGGGCAGGCCCCAGUUUGUUUCCUGCUGCUUUCAAAAGGCCACCACCUACACUGUCCCACAGCAGACAGAGCUGGCUGCUCCUUCAGCCCUGCCCUGCUCAGCAACUUCGGUGCUAACACACCAUCCCACAGGGAGCUGCUAUCUCUGCUCACAGGAUCAAGCUUUCUGCUAGAACAGGUACCAGUCACCUUCUAAGCAGCAGGUAAGAGGCUGGUGGCUUGGGUUUUAGUGUUAUUCAGCCUCCCUGUGGGAUAGAACAUCCAUAAUACCUCAGUACAAAUAAUCCUUUCUGCCUAUGAAGAUUUGAGCAUUCCUGUAUUUCCUUGUUACAUGAAACCACCACACUGGUAUGAGACCAUGUUGCACUAAGGCAGCUCUGGGCUGCAAGGAGCAGAGUGCUCUGAGAUUGGCCAUGAUAGUGAAGAGCUGAGUGGUGACACCCAUCUACAUGAAAGCAAUGAACCCUGGACUGCAGAGCUGCUUCAGGAAAUGCUUGGGCAAAGCCCCACCAAUACAGCUUGAUGCUUUUGGGGAAAGGCAUCAGGAGCCUCACAGGCAGGGAAGGAAACUGAAACUUGGCCUCUCCUUUCUAGGCAGUGCUCAGCUGUUGAGUAUCUGCUUGUAGCCACUUGUGCAAGCGAGGGGAAGGGCUGCAGUGCAGUGCCACAUGUCCUCAUCCUGCCAUCCUGCCUCUACUGUGACUCUGGACAGGGCAGGGACACGAGGCACCUGCUCAGCAUCUCCUGCUGCCAGGACUCAGUCACACCCUCAUGCAUUACCCCAGCCUUGGAUCCCUGAAAAAUGAGGCGUGGAUGCCAGUGACACCUGUGACACAGUGACACCCAUGACACAGUGACACCAGUGACACCAGUGACCACUGAGAACGAUGCUCUAUCAAGGAGAGCCACGUGAACACCUCGGUCCUCAGGGACCUUUCUUCUGCUGUCAAUUGUCAUUUCCCAGACCCCACCAGCUCUCUUCAAGCCACAUGCCCACCAUGUGUGGGGCUCUACCCCAGCGAGGAUGAAUGCAUGGAUGGAUUGAUGGAUGGAUGGAUGCAGUCCUGAGGCAAGGGCCUUAAGUUUCCCCAUGAAGAUGCAGUAAUGAGAUGAAGAAAGGUGCCUUCUGCUAUAUUUGCUGAGGAAAGUGACUCAAUCGGUUGCAGGGGUAGGCACAGCUCAUCUCUUCAUUUAAUGAGAAUCCUUAAUCCCAUUGCAAUUUUAUUUAUUUAACAAGAGUGGCAGAAGAGAUUGCAAGAGGAAAGUCUGCAUGUUCUAAGGUGCCAGUUGGGUAUGGUUUCUUCAAACAAGCCCCUUCACCCUAAAGACUUAGUUGCACUACUAAACCCAGAGAUACAAGAGAACUGGGUGCAAUGAACUGGACAACACACCAAAGGAGAUCUCCUUGUGCUGAGCUGCUACUCCACAGGAACAGACACUGCCUUAACACAGCAGCUAGGUUUUGUCUUCUGUCUUGAAAAACCUCACCCGUAUUUGUCACGUUGUGUUUGAACAAUGUCCCGACUGCUUCACUCUGUGCUGUCAUUAACUCACUCCCCUCCAUCCUGUCACAGCCUGGAAUCAGCCUUGCAGUGCUGGUUGGAAGACACUUCACGUGUGGCACUUGACUCUUCCAGGACACAUCCACGGUGUAAAGGACACAUCAGCUCCAGGAGAUGAGAUGGAGGAAGCACAUUAAUCCAGCAGGUACUCGGGAUCCCAGAGGAGAUUUAAUGAGUGGGAUCAGCAGCUCUAAACACAACCUUCAGCCUUGGUUUUGGGAUAAUGGUAAAUAAAACAGUAGUGCUGCACAGUCACUGUUCAAAUAUUGCACAGAGAAGAGAUGCCUGCUGAGAUUAAGGUUACAAAGGACAUUCCCACAGGUAACAGGUGACUCUUUGGGCAAACGUUUGUUACACCAGCCCGAGGGAAAAGGGAUCAGUCUCCCCUUCCUAAACUCUGCAAGGGAAGCAACUGUAAACAAGGAACAAAUGGAAAUGAAAGGCAAGUCACUAGCACUUUAUCUUCACACAAACUUAGAUCAGCAACUUGCCAUGGAGAUGAACAGUAAAUCAAAAAGUUACUGACAACAGAGUCAUUUUGCAGAGAGAGCAGGAAGUGAGGCUGCAGGCAGGGCCACAUGCACUUGUCCUACUUAGAAUGGUAGAUUCCAGAUCUGCCUCUCCAUCAGGCAAACUCUCUACUCCCCACUCGGCUAUAAAAAGCAAGAUUGUUUGAACCAAAAAGCCAAGAAAGGAAGUGUCUGGGUGCUGCAGCAAUGAUUCCCUUGGAUUGAGAGGGAAAAAGCACACAGCAGGGACAAGCAGAAAGAAUGUACCUAUAGAUAUGUACAUAUACCACAGUGCUGUAAUUUUUGUAUGUAGCAGUCAUGUAAAUAAAUGUAUGGUUUUUAUAAGAUACAUAUUAUAAAAAUCUAUAAAGGCAUAUUUUUAGUAAAAACAAUGCUCUACUUCUUUUGUAAAUAGUACUCUUCAGAAUAAAACAUCAUUUAUACAA
Melospiza melodia melodia is the source of this 5792-nucleotide messenger RNA. RefSeq names its product BICD family like cargo adaptor 1 (gene BICDL1). The transcript has 10 exons. Gene Ontology annotation, biological process: vesicle transport along microtubule; Golgi to secretory granule transport. The coding region runs from base 16 to 1800 and encodes 594 amino acids. The record is from RefSeq and is a predicted model, not a curated record. Lineage: Eukaryota; Metazoa; Chordata; Aves; Passeriformes; Passerellidae.